AUUUUGUUAUCUCGCUGUGCUUUGCGGAGACGAUGAGAAGAGGCAUAAAGAAUAUUUUUUCACUUUUUGCUCGCCUCACCCAAUACCCACACUUUCUCACUCACUCACUCGCUCACUCACUCACUUUCCCUCUUUUCUCUUUUUUUCCACGCAUUUCCUUAUCGUUUGCAUUUACCUUCUCUCUCCCACCUCCAAAUCACAAAUUCAAAUUAGAAUGAGCGCCUCUCUCGGCCCCCGGUUCCAGGCGGUCCUGGCGUCCGCAUGGAUCUCCAAGCGCGAGGCGGCCAAAUACGUGCAGGAGUAUGUCAAGCGGGUGCAAAAGGCUGACCCUAAGGCCACCGCCGACCCGCUGCCGUUCGCGCCGCCAAUCCAGGUCCAAGUACUCGACAUCGCGCCGCACGCAGCCUACGAGCCGCUGGACGCAAUCAACGGUGGCGAGGACUCGCUCUUCCAUGUGCGAAACAAGCAGAACCUGAGCUUCGGCGUCAGCGACGGCGUCGGCGGCUGGAACGAAUCUGGCAUUGACCCGUCGAUCUUUAGCCGCACGCUGACAGCGUACUCGACGAGCAUUGCCCAGGAAGCCUUCCUCCUGCACGAUUCAGAUGAGAUCGAUCCGCGCGACAUCAUCCGCCGCGCAUUCGCUGGGAUGCGCAUGGACAGCGUGCCGGCGUACGGCAGCGCCACGGCACUAGCCAUGAACCUGUCGCUGGCGUCCGGCCGCCUGCGCACAGCGCAACUGGGCGACUCGACGUACGCCAUUCUGGACAGCAAGCAGCAGGCGCGGUUUGUGUCGGCUGAGCAGCAGCACCGCUUCAACAUGCCGUUCCAGUUGACCAUCCCGCCGCUCAACGACGAAAAGACCGAGGCCGGCGGGUCGCCGUUCUACCGCCCGCGCACGCGCGACGACGAGAUGCGCCGGCUAAUCGAUGAGGAUGAGUUUGCUGAUCUCGCCGCAGUUGGAUUUGACACCCCACUGGACGCGCGCUCGGACGCACACACGAUGCACCACGGCGAUGUCGUUGUCGCGGCCACCGACGGGCUCUUCGACAACGUGCGUGUCGAUGAGGUCGAGAAGCUGGCUGAGAGGUUUAUGCAAGCCAUCCACAAGACCACUGCCACCGCAUUGCCCCCGGGCUCGGAGGAUGCUAGGCCCGUGGCUGUGGCCGAUUUGUUUGGCGGAUUGGCAUACAGCGUGGCGGCUCAGGCCGUGGCCAACUACAUUCAGGACGACUUGCGGUCGCCGUUUGCCGAGAGAGCAAAGCUCGCCGGUUACUCGUUCACCGGCGGAAAGCCGGAUGAUGUCACGGUGAUGCUGGCGUGGGUCAGAGAGACAGCCAAGGUUGAGGCCGAAGAGAAGAUCGCCACCAUGUCUGCCAAACUCUAAAAUCGAAAGAUCAAAGAGCAUGGAUUGCAUUACAUGACAUGCUUUGUGCUUUUGUUGCUGUUCUAUAUUAAAAUAAACAAAAUGAAUACACAAUCACCUUCACACACCAUUAAUUGUAAACAACAGAACACAGCUAUUGUGAAUAGUGCAAAUUAACGAGUCGAAAAGAAUUGUAUUACAAGCGGGAACUACAGAAACCUCCUAUUGGGCAUACCCGUUUGUCUUUUAUACUUUUAUACUUUUAUAGGUAAUCCAAGCUGACUAAAUGCCGAUUGGCAUUGAUUCCAUCUAGCUCUCGCUUAAUAGCUCGACCGAGCUUAUGUUAUCUGAGUUGCCACAGAUAUUUCAAUUUGGCAAAUAAAAAAGAACAGAACAUGCGUUUAAUAUUCCUUCGUCAAAAAAA
Molecule: messenger RNA, 1787 nt
Organism: Kickxella alabastrina
Lineage: Eukaryota; Fungi; Kickxellomycota; Kickxellomycetes; Kickxellales; Kickxellaceae
Product: phosphatase 2C-like domain-containing protein
Exons: 1
Coding region: 215-1384 (389 amino acids)
Source: RefSeq, a predicted model, not a curated record